Papaver somniferum (opium poppy) is the source of this 1500-nucleotide messenger RNA. RefSeq lists its product as uncharacterized. Gene Ontology annotation, molecular function: nucleic acid binding; RNA-DNA hybrid ribonuclease activity. The transcript has a single exon. The record is from RefSeq and is a predicted model, not a curated record. NCBI's taxonomy places the organism in Eukaryota, Viridiplantae, Streptophyta, Magnoliopsida, Ranunculales, Papaveraceae. The coding region runs from base 1 to 1500 and encodes 499 amino acids.
AUGCAAGCACUUUUUAAUAUUUUAAAGAAGAGAACAAAAUUUGAUUGGACAGAAGAAUGUGAUAAAGCGUUACAAAGUAUAAAAAGUUACUUAAUGAAUCUAUCAAUCAUGCAGAAGGAAAUGCCAGGGGAAGAAUUGCUCUUAUAUUUGGCAUCCACACAAUAUGCUUUAAGUGCUGUUCUGAUACGCAUGAAUCAAGGAAUUGCAAAACCAAUAUAUUACAUAAGAAAGACAUACAAUUCAGCGGAAAUAAAUUACUCCAAAAUAGAGAAACUAAUUCUCGCAUUGGUGUAUUCCUCAUUCAAACUUUGCAUUUAUUUCCAGGCUCAUAAGAUUAAAGUACUAACCAAAGUACCAAUAGAACCUACAAUGAAAAAUUCGAAAAAGUCGGGAAGGAUCGAAAGGUGGAACGCAUUAUUGGGGAAUUACCAUGUUAUCUAUGAAGUAUUAUCAUCACCUAAAUCACAAGUUAUCGCAGAAUUCCUCGCAGAGUUUCCCUUAGAAGAAGAUGAAUAUGUUGAGGACAUGAUGGAUGUUGAUGAAGAAUAUGGGAAUCCGAAGGAUCUAUUGACAUAUCAUAAUCCAAACAGGUGGGAAAUAUUAGUCGAUGGAUCAUCCAAUGGAGAAGGAAAUGGAAUUGGAAUCGUAUUCAUUUCACCACAGGGAGUGCGAACGGCUUAUUCAUUUAGGUUGGAAUUCGCAUCCAUAAAUAAUGAGACUGAAUAUGAAGCAGUAGUUCAUGCAUUAAGAUUAGAAAUUGAAAUGCAAAUAAAAGAAUCCAGAAUAACUAGUGACUCACUAUUAGUAAUUCGGAAAAUUGAAGGUUCGUAUAGUACCAAUGAGCCAUCUUUACAAAAAUACAAGAAAUUAGUAUCAGAAUUGGGAGCACAAAUAAAAAAAGUAAGCUGGAGGCAUAUUGGUAGAAAAGACAACAGAUUUGCAGACGCAUUGGCCUUUAUCCCUUCUAUGUUAGUAGAUCCAGUUGCAAGAGAAUUAAAAAUUCAAACAUUAUUCUUGCCUUCCGUAGAGAAAGAAGAAGAAGAAAAGGCAGUGGACGCGAUGAUAGUAGAAAACAUUCCGUAUGAGCAACGUAUUGGAGAAGAAGAUUGGAGAACUGGUCUCCAUUUAUAUUUAGAAAACGGAGAUGUACCGAAAAAUAUGUUGGAGGCUCAUAAAUUAAGAAGUCGUGCGAAAAAUUAUGAAUUAAGAGAGGGUAUCUUAUAUAGAAGAUCAUUUCCUGGACCUUCACUUAGAAGUUUGACGCGAAAAGAAGGUAUAGAAAUUCUAAAAGCGCUACACUAUGGAGAUGCUGGCAAUCAUAGUGAAGAAAAAUCACUAGCAUACAAAGCGAGAAUACAAGGGUAUUAUUGGCCAUAUAUGCAUGAAGAUGCAAAACAAGUAUCAAGACGAUGUGAAGAGUUCCAACGUCAUGGGAAAAGAAUACACGCACCUGGAGUAGUGUUAAAUAAUUCGGUAAACGCAUGGCCAUUUGGAAGAUGA